This is a messenger RNA of Aedes aegypti (yellow fever mosquito), 506 nucleotides long. Its product is annotated as turripeptide Pal9.2. Bases 125 to 394 code for a protein of 89 amino acids. Gene Ontology annotation, molecular function: protein binding. Lineage: Eukaryota; Metazoa; Arthropoda; Insecta; Diptera; Culicidae. The record is from RefSeq and is a predicted model, not a curated record. The transcript is spliced from 3 exons.
UAUAGUUAUACGUAUACAUACGACCUAUCUACUUGGAUGUUCUGAUCCGCGAUUUCAGUCCUGAGUAGAUCUGCUCCCUAGUUGGUUGUGUUUCUACUCGUUUCAUUUACAAGACUUAGUCAUAAUGCGUGUGGCAAUUGCGGUUUUAGCAGUGGUUCUCAUUAUUGGGCUCGCACAGGCUGUCCCUGCCAAGGAGAAGCCAACGAGCAAGUGCAAUACAGCGUGCACUGAUGAUUAUACACCGGUUUGCGGCGGAGUCAAGGGCAGCAAAGAUAAACCCAUCAGUUUCGGAAACGAAUGCGUUAUGCAAAAGUACAACUGCGAGAAUAAAAAGAGUUUGACUGUGCUCUCUCAAAACGAAUGUCCCGGAGGCGGUGGUGUGAGGUUGCAGUAGGAAGAAGACGAAAUAAAAUGUUAUGAUUGAUUAUGCUUGACUUGUGCCACCACUUCUUUGCGAACGUUUCCAAAAAAGAAUACAAAUAUAUUUCUUUCUGUUCGCUCACUGA